GGGUUAAUAUGUUCCCUUGCUUCCCAUUAGACCACCCAUAACCUUCACAUGCUAACUCAUCUUUUAUAUAUCUUUGCUUGUAUACGCCGGCACAAAAAGAAAUGGAUGAUCAACAAGAUUACGAAGAAAGAGAAGAGAUCGUGGUGUCCAGCUCCAGCCCCGCCACUGCAGUGAUGCCUACCUUUGGACAAGUACUCAAACACGUUGCUGAUGUUCCAAAACAAGUCACUGAAAAUGAUUCUCCGGUCCAUCGUAUAAGUCCUGCAAUGAUCACUGAGCCUCGGUCAGUGCCAUUUGUUUUGUCCUUCAGUAAUCUGACGUACAGUGUCAAAGUUUUCCGGAAAAUAAAGGUGUCAAAUCUCCUUGGAAGUAAAAGAAUGGCAACAAAAACUCUUCUCGACGACAUUUCAGGAGAGGCACGAGACGGUGAAAUACUCGCCGUACUUGGCCCUUCAGGAUGCGGAAAAUCUACAUUGAUGGAUGCAUUGGCGAAUAGAAUCGACAAAGGAAGCUUAAAAGGAACGGUGACACUCAACAACCAACAGCUUGAAUCGCGAUUACUCAAGGUCAUAUCAGCGUACGUGAUGCAAGAUGAUUUAUUAUUCCCCAUGCUCACAGUUGAAGAAACCUUAAUGUUCGCAGCUGAGUUUCGCCUUCCUAUAACUCUGACAAGAUCCAAAAAAAAGCUCAGAGUUGAAACUCUCAUCGAUCAAUUAGGCCUCCGGAAUGCUGCCAACACAGUCAUUGGAGAUGAAGGACACCGCGGUGUCUCUGGAGGAGAAAGGCGCCGUGUGUCCAUUGGAAUUGACAUAAUUCAUGAUCCGAUCUUGCUGUUUCUGGAUGAACCUACCUCAGGACUCGACUCAACCAGUGCUUACAUGGUUGUCAAAGUGCUGCAAGAAAUUGCAAAGAGAGGAAGCAUUGUGAUAAUGACUGUACAUCAACCGAGUUACAGAAUUCUCGGAUUACUGGAUCAGUUAUUGUUUUUGUCAGGAGGUCAAACUGUGUACAGCGGUUCUCCAGAGAACUUGCCUCUAUAUUUCUCGGAUUUUGGAUUACCAAUGCCUGAGAACGCGGACAGGACAGAGUUUGCAGUGGAUCAGAUCAGUGAACUGGAGGCCGCGCCAGGAGGUACUAGAAGUUUAGUUGAGUUCAACAGAACAUGGCGCAAAACAAACAUCUACCUCAACAGUCCAAGUCCGUCACACGGAUUAUCUCUCAAUGAAGCUAUAAGCGCAAGCAUUUCACGUGGGAAUUUAGUCUCGGCCACAUCAGCAUUCGCCAAUCCAAUGUGGAAGGAAAUCAUGGUUUUAACAAAACGUUCAGUUACUAAUUCUCUCAGGAUGCCUAAGCUGUUUGGCGUUCGUGUUGCUGCUUUAAUGACCACUGCAUUUGUGUUUGCAUCCGUUUUCUGGAAUUUAGAUAACAGGCCUAAAUCCAUCCACGAAAGAGUUGGAUUCUUCGCAUUUGCAAUGUACAACAUUAUAAACAGUUGUGUUGAUGAUUUGCCUGUGUUGCUACAUGAGCGUUACAUAUUUAUGAGGGAAACGGCCUACAAUGCUUAUCGACGAUCUUCUUAUGUUGUAUGUCAGGCCAUUGUUGUAUUACCUAGUAUUGUUUUUUCCGCGGCAUUGUUUGCAACUCUUACAUUUUGGGGAGUGGGGCUUGACGGUGGAUUAUCUGGCUUUCUUUACUACUUUCUCAUGAUAUUGGCAUCCUUUUGGGCGGGAAGCUCUUUCGUGACAUUUGUAUCAGGAGUGGUGCCAAGUGUGAUUCUCGGCUACAUUGCUGUGGUUGCCAUUUUAGCAUACUUCACCUUGUUAAGCGGAUUCUACAUGAGCCGGGAAAGAAUUCCUAAUUACUGGAUAUGGCUACAUUACAUUUCCCUGAUUAAGUAUCCAUUCGAGGCGGUGUUACAGAAUGAGUUUGAUAACCGAAACAACUGCUUUGUCCGCGGAGUUGAAAUAUUUGAUACUUCUCCAUUUGUUAGUUUAUCGGCUGCAACGAAAAUGGAGCUGCUGGAGAGUAUCAGCAACACUCUGGGAAUGCCGAUCAACAGAAGCACAUGCUUUACGAGUGGACCUGAUAUAUUGAAGCAGCUUGGUGUGAGGGAAUUAAGCAAGUGGAAUUGCUUGUUUGUCACUGUGGCCUGGGGUUUUCUCUUUAGGAUUUUGUUCUACUUCUCUUUGUUACUGGGGAGUAAGAACAAGAGGAGGUAACAAUCUUCAUAAAGAAUUAGGUCAGAUAUAUAAUAUUUCUGUGUUGGAAAAUGCCAGGUACUUCAUAAUAUUUCCCAAUUUUUUUUCAAAUUUUAC
Daucus carota subsp. sativus is the source of this 2315-nucleotide messenger RNA. RefSeq names its product ABC transporter G family member 1. Gene Ontology annotation, cellular component: membrane. The coding region runs from base 102 to 2219 and encodes 705 amino acids. The transcript has a single exon. Gene Ontology annotation, biological process: transmembrane transport. The record is from RefSeq and is a predicted model, not a curated record. Gene Ontology annotation, molecular function: ATP binding; ABC-type transporter activity; ATP hydrolysis activity. Lineage: Eukaryota; Viridiplantae; Streptophyta; Magnoliopsida; Apiales; Apiaceae.